AGUAGCAUGUAAAACGUCAGAAUAAUAGUCGAGCGGAAAUGAAUGGUGCAAUUUGAACGUUUAACUCCUUUUGAACGGAGUCGAAAAGGCUUCAAUUUACUUUCUAUAAAUUGGAGCUUCGCCAUGAUUUCCUGUUCUGCGCAUGCGCAAACAGUCGGACGGUAAGCGAUGGCGAAAUUCCUGCAUUUUAUGCAAGGAGGACCAGCCUGGGAAGCAAAGUUAUCUCGAUAGAUCGGAACACAUAGGUGGUGUGGGGGGCUCGCACCUAGGGGGAAGCUGCUCCUCUUCGCAGCCCGCUGACGUGGACGACUGAAGGAGAGGAAGAAAAGGCGACAAAUUUGUGUGCGGUGCAUUGCUUGUCGUCCAAUAGCGUCUGAUUGAGCGACCCCCUCUAGUGGUGUGAAUGAGGGAGACAUGGCAGACCACACCCCACCUCUGGAGUCCAGCCAGCUUCUCAGCCCUGAACUCCCCAUCCUGGCGUCACCACCGCCUCCAGCCAUGGUCAACGGGGAGGGCCCCCAGCAGGUAAUCCUGGUGCAGGUAAACCCGGGUGAGGCCUUCACUAUUCGCCGAGAGGAUGGUCAGUUCCAGUGUAUCACAGGUCCUGCUCAGGUUCCCAUGAUGUCUCCAAACGGUUCAGUGCCUCCAAUCUAUGUGCCUCCUGGAUACAUUUCACAGAUCAUUGAGGAGAACGGAGUGCGGCGGGUCCUGGUGUUGCCACAGCAACCCGAGUUCCACCCAGGCGGCCAUUCUCCUCUCCACCAUGCACCGCCGCCCCCCCACGCCCACCUUCCUGCCUUUAUCCCGCACCCGGCCAUGAUGCCCCCGCCCCCUCAGCUGUACGCGGGCAUGGUGGGCGACAUGAGCUCGCAAUACAUCUCCCAGUAUCAUCCGGCUCACAUCUACUCAGAGCAGGUCUCUGCAGAUUCCCACAGCCAACACGGACGCCCAGCAUUUGUCCACAGAGAUGACAGAACAAGCAAAACGUACGAGCGCCUCCAGAAGAAACUGAAGGACCGUCAGGGAGGUGGCGUCGGAGGAGGGCAGGUGAAGGACAGCCCUCCCCCUUCACCCCAGAAGACCUGCAGCAGCCCCAACGCGUCCGACGUCCACAACGGCGUGGGAGGCAAAGGACCCGAGGCGGAGCCGCCCGGCCAUGCGCUCGACAAGCAUGCGGGCCGCGGCAAAAACGGAGAGGCGAAAGAGUUGGAUCCCGCAGCACAGGCCUUGCAAGCGCUGCUGAGCACCAUCAGUAAACCCGUGGUGACGGACAUCCAGGCCCGGGCGGUGGAGGCGAGCUGGAGCGCACCCAAAUCGGAGGACGAUAGCAACCCCGUGGGGACCCUCAGCUAUGAGGUGUCUGUCUCAUUCAGCGGCAAGGACGGGAAGUACAACACCAUGUACUGCGGUGAGGAACUAAGUGCAACUUUAGAGAACCUUCGACCAGCAACAGACUAUGACGUCAGGGUCCAGGCCAUGUGUAACUGUUUACAAGGAAGUCCGUCGGAGGCGGUGAGCUUCACCACGCUAAGCUGUGAGCCGGAACCUCCCAAUGCCCCCAAGAAGGCCAGCGGGACCAAGAACUCUCUCGUACUCCAGUGGAAGGCUCCAUGUGACAACGGUUCAAAGGUCCACAACUAUAUUCUUCAAUGGGAUGAGGGAAAGGGCACCGGCGUCUAUGAGCAGUGCUACUAUGGACCUCAGAAGCAGUACAGAGUCAGCAAGCUUUCACCAGCCUCCAGAUACUCCUUCCGUCUUGCGGCCAAAAAUGACAUGGGCGUCAGCGAGUUCAGCGACUCUGUGGAGCUUUUCACCUCGUGCAGCGUGCCAUCGCCGCCCUUCCCUCCGGAGCUGGAGAUGGCCGGCGUCACCUGGCUGUGUGUCAAGUGGCAGCGGCCCAGCAGCUCGCCCAAAGAGGACGACGUCUGCUACGUCCUGGAGAUGGAGGAGGAAGGCUCGGGUUACGGUUUUCAGCCCAGCUACGACGGCGAUGAGCUCUCCUGCAUGGUCAGGAACCUCCACAGGAGCACCAAGUACAAGUUCCGGGUGGCAGCGUACAACUCUGAGGGCAAGAGUAACCCCAGCCCCGUGGUGGAGUUCAUCACCAAUCCAGACAAACCCAGCUAUCCCUCCAAGCCUGUCAUCAAGGGCAAAGUUCUGCCCAACAGCUUCAAGUUGGCCUGGGAACCUCCAAAAGAAAAUGGCGGCGCCGACAUCACCAAGUACGUUGUGGAGAUAUCGGAGGGUUUAAGUGGUCUGUCGUGGGAGCUGGUCUAUUCGGGCCCGGCCAUGGAGCAUGUGUGCGACGGCCUCAGGCCCGGCUGCUCCUACCAGGCGAGAGUGUACUGCAUGAGCGAGGGGGGGCAGAGCCCGCUGUCGGAGACCCUGCAGGUCCAGACUCCCCCAGUACCCCCGGGACCCUGCCAACCCCCGCGGCUGGUGGGCAAGCCCAAAGCGCGUGAAGUGCAACUACGCUGGGCGGUGCCGCCGAUGGACGGCGGCAGCCCAGUGUCGUGCUACAGUGUGGAGCUGAGCGGGCCGCAGUCGGAGGAGAGCAGGGAGGUUUACCAGGGUCCCGAGCUGGACUGCUCGGUGGGAGGUUUGAUGCCCGGCAGGACCUACGGCUUCAGGCUCAAGGCGGGAAACAAGGCGGGGUUUGGGCCGCUGUCCGAGCGCUAUGACGUCACCACCGGCCCCGGAGCUCCCGAGCAGUGCAAGGCUCCUUCCAUCACGUGCAAGUCAUUCAGCUGUGUUGUCGUCAGCUGGGAGGCCCCACCUUGCAAUGGGGCUCCGGUGACCGACUUUCGUCUGGAGUGGGGAGCAGCGGAGGGCAGCAUGCAGGUGUGCUACAGUGGCGCGGCGCUCAGCCACGAGAUGAAGGGGCUCUUGCCUGCCACCAACUACUUCUGCAGAGUGCAGGCUUUGAAUGUGGCAGGCUUGGGCCCUUUCAGCGAGGCGGUCUUGUGCUUGACCCCCUGCUCGGUCCCCGCUGCCGUCAGCAACAUCUGCGCCAUGAAGGAGUCUGACCUCAUCAGGUUUGGCGCUCCUGAGGAGGUGGAAGAGGCGGAGGAGGUGGAGGAGGAAGAGGAAGAUGAGGACGAAUGCGUCCAGCCGCCGCCUCUGUACUCGCCUUCCACCUGUGUGGGGAUCUGCUGGGAACCCCCCCGUGACCACGGCUCGGAGAUCACAUCCUACUUGAUCGACCUUGGCGAACGCCAGCCCGUCUCGGUCGGCCCCGUCACGAAGCACGUCAUCCAGCACCUGCAGCCCGACACCAGCUACAGGAUCCGAAUCCAGGCGCUUAACAGUUUGGGCGCAGGGCCCUUUAGUCACACCUUUAAGUUGAAGACCAAACCCUUGCCCCCCCAGCCGCCCCGCCUGGAGUGCACCGCCUUCAGUCACCACACUCUCAGGCUCAAGUGGGGCGACGGUCCGGGCAAAGCCGCCGCCUCAGACGCCCUCCAGUAUCGGCUGCAGAUGGGCGACAAGAGUGGCAGAUUUAGUUCCUUGUAUGAAGGAACAUGCCACACCCACAAAGUGCAGAGGCUAAAUGAGUCUACCUCCUACGCGUUCCGCAUCCAGGCCUUGAACGAGGCGGGCUCGGGGCCCUUCUCUGCUGUUUACUCCUUCACCACCCCGCGCUCCCCCCCGGCCCCGCUCAAAGCCCCCAAGGUGGAGCGAGUGGAUGACGGUUCGUGCGAGGUCAGCUGGGAGGCGCUGUCGCCCAUGAAAGGCGACCCGAUCGUCUACACUUUGCAGUUCAUGAUGGGAAACUCUGAUUUCAAGCAGGCGUACAAAGGUGGCGCCACCUGCUUCACGGUGCAGCACCUCCACCCCAACAACGACUACCGCUUCCGCGUGUGCGCCAUCCGCCAGUGCCAGGACGCGCUGGAGCUGAGCGGGCCCUACAGCCCCACCGUGACGCUCGCCGUGCAGCGGGGGGGCGACAACCUCGCCUCGGCAUCCUCCCCCACUUCUUCCUCCUCCUCCUCCAGGUCCACUUCCUCCUCGACGUCCGGCCGGGCCGGCCGCAGCCUGACGGACGAGCAGUGCGCCUUCUUGCUGCUCAUGGUGUUCGCCAUCAUCGCCAUCCUCAUCGCGUUUGUCAUCCAGUACUUUGUCAUCAAAUGAGCGGCUGCCGCCAGGUCACCACGAUUAUUACAGCUUUAUUCUUUUCUUCAGUUCUUUUAGGUUUUUUUUCCCCCUUUCUCUCCUUUGACACUUUCUCUUACUUUUGCUACCCCCUCUCAGAGUAUGUACAUUACUCCUCCAAAAAUUAGGGCCGUUGGGUGAAAUAACGAGAUGAACGUAAAAUACACCAAAACGUUACAAGUUACUUCAAUUGAAGUUUUAAAUUUCAAACUUGUCAGUACUGAAGUACAUCUCAGUGUAGCUGACACUCUUCAGGUCUUAGAGGUCUUAUAUUCAUUUUAAACUAUCCAACAGUCUAAUUUCUGUCGUACAAGUGGAAAUUUUACCGGUUGUCAAUUUUCAAAAGUAAAACUGAAUUAAACAAGUGGGAAUUCAGGAAUGACCAAAGCUGAAAUUAAGUUGAACUGUAAAAGUAACAGUGGUUGUCAGACUUUUUUUUUUUCUUCUUUAUGCUCCUAUUAUCACCAUCAUGACAGACCUUAUCAAGACUGCACCCAAAGAAAUGUUUGGAAACAACGUGGUGAACGUUAAAGUUAAAUACAACUGAACUGACAAUCGCUGUUGUGCACUUUAGGCUCAUCCUGGCAUUUCACCCGCCAAAGCCAAAUAUCCCGGACUUCUUGCCAGUACUUCUUGUGUAUAACCCUUAUUUAUAUUUGCAGUCGUGUCCAGUAUGAAGGUAUUUUUUUGUAACUUUUUUUUUUUUUUUGCAUAAUAUCUGCAGGACCUGCCUGCUGGCCUGGUGAGUUUGCACAGUGAGAGCUUGAGAACCACAUGAAUGGACGGAUAACUAAGCCCCCCACCCCCAAUAUAAUAAUCUGUAGGAACAUCAUUUAGCACUUUUUCUUUCAUGUGGGGAAUGUUGAAGGAUGCAAAAAACGUGAGCGGAGAAAUCCUAUUUUUGUACAGCGGCGGUGGUGGAGGAGGGUGACAAAAAAUGGCAUGGGCUUCAAACGUCAGUGAAAAAUGUAAAGCAACCUAACAAAUCCAACAAUUUUUUACUCCCAUGAUGACGACGAUGAUGAUGUAGCUUGGUUUUACAAUCACACAACAGCUGCUUGAGUCCGGAAAUCUUGUUCAGCACAAAAAAAUAAUGUCCGCUUCCCUUUUGUUGUUUCCUAGAUCUUGUCUCUCUCUGUUUUGUUUUUUGGUGGGGAGGGUUUUUUUUUUUUUUGCAAUAUAACAAGAGUAAAACAUAAAUGUUGGCUGACUGCGUCCGGAUCGGUAUUUUACACCACAAAUACACUUUUUAAAAAAAAGUCUUUGUCGCUGAAACAACUGAGCAAAUGUAAGAAAUAUGAGACAAAAAAUAAUCAUAAAAAAUCUGUUGUUUCAGAGGCCUUAAUUGGGGUUCAAUCUUAAUUUCAUGUUGUUUUUCUUUGUUUUUUUAUUUUUUUGCUACCGUUUAUUUCGUCAGUAAAGAGAAGAAACACCGUAUUAGUACGUGCGUGUUUUGUUGGCUUUGUUUUUGUUUUUACUUUUGGCUCGUCCAGGGUUUCGUGUGAAGUAUAUAUAUACAUCUAUUUUUUAUAUCAUAUGUGAUAAUAUAAGAAUGAAGAGAAAAACAAUUUGCCACGCGCACGCCAUCUGUCACAUUACUAUCAUGACUUUUGUCUACUUGUUGAAGUCAAGUCAUUUCAGACUUGUCUUCAAUCCUUAAAUGACAAUUUAGAAAUAAGAUUCUCUCGGUACUUUGCAAAAAUAAUGUCUUGAUUUGGUCCUCCAACAUUGUCUCGCACUCGCUCUUUAUCUUCGGAUAGCAACGUGUGCUAUUUAAAUGUGACCUGUUCAGUUUGAAGAGAUGAAUACAAAAAAAAAAAGUGACCAAAACAAAGCCAGAUAUGCACAAAAAUGAGAAAUGUCAUUUUAAUCUUUGCAGUUAUACCUCAUAUUCACCAUGCAUUCCAAAAAUGGCGGUUUGUUAUACGAUACGUACUUAGCUAACAAGACAUAUCACUUUCCAAAUGUUAAUUAUGUGGGCGGGGAAAUGGAAUGGAAUCAUAGAAAUCUAUUUCACGUGUAUAUGUAUAGCCAUGAUAUCUACAAAAAAAUCCAUGCACAAUAAAAGAUUUAUUAUUCUUAAA
This is a messenger RNA of Syngnathus typhle (broad-nosed pipefish), 6236 nucleotides long. Its product is annotated as fibronectin type-III domain-containing protein 3A-like. Bases 415 to 4131 code for a protein of 1238 amino acids. Gene Ontology annotation, molecular function: protein binding. The transcript is spliced from 27 exons. The record is from RefSeq and is a predicted model, not a curated record. Lineage: Eukaryota; Metazoa; Chordata; Actinopteri; Syngnathiformes; Syngnathidae.